This is a messenger RNA of Phalacrocorax carbo (great cormorant), 2380 nucleotides long. The record is from RefSeq and is a predicted model, not a curated record. NCBI's taxonomy places the organism in Eukaryota, Metazoa, Chordata, Aves, Suliformes, Phalacrocoracidae.
AAGGUUGCUUUGCAGAGGUCAGCUUUGGACUUAUAAACUGUAUGUUGACCCUAGGCAGUGGUGCUGGGAAGAGGGACAGGUCUAGGGAAGCAGAGAAGGUCUCCUGCUCCUGCCUUGCUUUACUUUCUCACUCCAUCCCUGGAGACCAGAAGACCACGUUAUGAUCCUGCAAUCACUGAGGCAGCUCCUGCCAGAGAGGCAGGUGAAUCCUUCUGCUGCCCUUGCCCUGCUCUGUGGCUCAGCAGCAGCCGUGGUGGUCUGGAAAUGGCUGGGCAAAAGGCAGAUCCAGAAGCAAAUGGAAGAGGCUCGGAGGACCCGGGAUGAGGGUGUGAAGAAUAUAGCAAAGGCUGUCCAGCAGUUCAGGGAGCAGGUCCCCAGUGUCCAAACGGAUGCCAUCCUGUCCCUGCCCCUGCUGGAACUCACUGGGAGGCUGCAGGAAGGGUCUCUGUCCCCCAAGACUGUCCUCUACACCUACUUAGAGAAGGCCCUGGAAGUGACUCAGCAGACAAACUGCUUGCGACAUUUUAUCCCAGAGUGUGAGGAGCAGCUCCGGGAAAUACAACAGCAGAGGGAGAAAGGGCUGCUCUGUGGCAUCCCUGUCAGCAUCAAGGAUCACAUCGGCCACAAGGGGCAUCUGUCAACCUGUGGGCUGGUGCAACGCCUGGGUACUCCGGUGCAGGAGGACAGCAUCCUAGUCAAGGUUCUGAAGAGACAGGGGGCCAUCCUAUUUGCAAUGACCAACGUGCCGCAAUCCCUCUUCAACUAUGACUGCAGCAAUCCCAUCUUCGGCCAGACCUUGAACCCCUUCAACCACCAGAAGAGCCCCGGGGGCUCCUCGGGAGGGGAAGGAGCUCUGAUCGCAGCGGGAGGCUCCAUCCUGGGCAUUGGCUCAGACGUCGGUGGCAGCAUCCGCCUGCCGUCCAGCUUCUGUGGGCUGUGCGGGCUCAAACCCACAGCUGAAAGGCUCAGCUUGUCUGGAGCAGGUGGGCCAGUCAGUGGGAUCCUGGCAGUUCCUUGUGCGCUGGGGCCGAUGGCAAGGGACGUGGACAGCCUAGCCCUGUGCAUGAAGGCGCUGCUCUGCGAGGAGAUGUUCCGGCUGGACCCCACCGUGCCCCCCAUCCCCUUUGAUGAGGAGGUGUACUCCAGCUCUGCUCCCCUGCGGGUCGGGUACUACGACACAGACGGCUACUUCCCACUGCCCCCUUGCAUGCGGCGGGCGGUGCAGGAAACCAGGGGGGCUCUGCAGGCAGCCGGGCACCAGCUGGUGCCCUUUUCUCCACCUCGGAUAAACUAUGUCAUGACUGAGCUGUUUUUGAAGACCUUUUUUGCUGAUGGAGGCGAUGCUUGGUUGGACUUGUUCACAGGAGAUAUUGUAGAUCCAAGCUUGAAACCACAGGUGAAUAGCUGUAAGAUCCCGAGGCUGGGGAAGAAGCUGCUGGCUCUGAUCCUUAAACCUCUGUUUCCCCGCCUGGCUGACUAUCUGAGUGCCUUGGGUGGAAUGAGGUCAGUGAAGGAGAUGUGGAAUCAUCAACACGAAAUAGAGGUGUACCGCACUGAGUUCAUCGCCCAGUGGAGGGAACUCCAGCUGGACGUUGUGCUGUGUCCUGUCCUGGGGCCUGCCUUCACCACGGGAUACCCCGGGAAACUCCUCACUGCCAUCUCCUCUACAAUGCUGUACAACAUCUUGAACUUCCCUGCUGGGGUUGUACCCGUCAGCACGGUGACAGAAGCUGAUGAGGAAGAGCUAAAGCUUUAUCGAGGGUGCUGUGAUGACCCCUGGGACCGGACGCUGAAACAGGCUGUGGCGGGAGCCACGGGUCUGCCCGUGGCUGUGCAGUGCGUGGCCUUGCCAUGGCGGGAGGAGCUGUGCCUCCGGUUCAUGAAGGAGGUGGAGACCCUCAGCCAUGAGAAGAGAGCGGCAUAGCCCCCACAGUCCCACACCUGCAAGGCCAGAGGUGACGUGAAAGGGACAGCACUUUGCAACCAGCAGUGCAGAGAUUACAGCGAGGAGGGAAGGAGGAAGGAAAAGCCGUUUCCUGACCCUGCUCCUUGCCAGUAAGCACGGAUCCUGUAAGAAACCAAGAUGUCAUGCAGAGGGCAGGACUGGAGCUUAAGCUUGGUUCAAAUGAUGAUAAAUCUAUGAACUGCACCUUUCUGGUGGGUGGGAGUUCACCCUCGUUUUCAUCUAUGCUGCCUCUUGCAGAAGCAGGGUGGUGCUGAGAGAAAAGGAUUACAAAAGCUCAAUAGUAUUUUCUUGCUGGCACUGGAGUAACUUUAUAUGGGUGUAACUAUGGGCUGCCCUGUAAGGAAUACAGCCGUGUCUACCCUCCCCAUCACUGUAUUUUACUCACAAAAAUAAAAAUGUAGCUAUUAAGCAACU